GAUUGGGUGAUGACGUGGUGGAGAUCAGUUAGCACGAAGGCUAGCUGGAGGACUCGGUUCUAACUCAGAGGGAUAUAAAUAUAAAUAAAUAUAAAUUAUAUAUAAAAGAUCCACACAGCAUUAAUAUAAGAUGAAAGGGACCGGAAGUGCUCGUGGACCGGAAGGACGUUAAAGCGCUGCUGAAAUGAUGACUGUUAGUUUGUGUGAGUUUUCCAGAAGCUGUGCUGCGUUUCUCCUGAGGGCGUCCAGCGUGUGUCCAGCGUGUGAAGACUCCUCGGUGUUCUAAAGCACCGCCGCCGCUGUGUGAGACGUCAGAGGCAUCGUGGGUUCGUCUUCCUCGUUCGCUUCAUGAUGUUCGCUAAGCUGAAGAAGAAGAUCGCGGAGGAGGCGGCGACGCCCCGCCCUGGUCGCCUGCCUCGCUCCUACAGCAAAGAGUCCAUCACCUCAGUGGGAGCUGAUUCAGGAGACGACUUUGCGUCAGACGGCAGCAGCUCCAGAGAUGACCUCUCCUCUCAGAUCCUGCGCCGGAACGAUCAGAUCCGAAAGCUGGAGGCCAAACUGUCGGACUACGCUGAACAGCUUCGGCUAAUGCAGAAGACCAAGGAGAAGCUCGAGAAUGCAUUAGAGAAGCAUCAGGAUUCAUCUAUGCGGAAGCUGCAGGAGCAGAACGAGAGCUUCCAGGCCAACCGGGCCAAGAUGGCAGAGGGCAUGGCCUUAGCGCUGGAGAAGAAAGAUCAGGAGUGGAUGGAGAAGAUGUCUGCUUUAGAGAAGGACAAGUCGGCAUUAGAAGCUCGCCUGGACCAAAGUCUGAGUUUGUUCCAGAAGAGAGACGAGCAGGACGAGCUCGAAGGCUUCCAAAUGCAGGAGCUGGCUAAAGUCAAGCACAUGCUGUUGCGUAAGGAGGAGCAGCUGAACCUGAGAGAGCGAGAGCUGAAGCUGAGAGGAGAGGAGCUGAACACGGCCCGGGUCACGCUCGCUCAGACUCAGGAUAAACUCUACGAGCUCGGAGAGGAGCACGAGGAGAUGCUCGGCAUCAACGCUCAGCUGCGAGCGCACAGAGACAAGCUGCUGCGCGAGAAGGAGGAGGCUGAGUGGAGGAUCUCCAACCUGGAGGCCAGGGAAGAAGAGCUGCAGCAGCUCAUCCAGCAAGUCUCUGACGAUUUCCAGAAGGCUCAGAGCGACGCGAACUCUCUACAGAAGUCCAUGGAGUCUCUUCAGGCUGAACACGACGACCUGAAACUGCAGCACGAACAGCACAAGGGCAAGGCUGCUGUGACUGAGGAGGAGCGGGAGCGGCUGCUGGCUGACCUUCAGGAGAAAGCUCUGUCUCUGGAGCGCAGGCUGGAGGCCAACCUGUCUCAGGAUGAACAUUUCCAGGAACUGCUCAAAGAGAAAUCGUUAUUGGUGCACAGGUUAAACGAGACCAGAGGAGAGCUUCUGGAGGAACGGACCAAACACACAACAUCAGUGAGCACUCUGGAGGCACAGAUUUCUAGGUUGAACACAAACGUCUCUGAGCUCCAGACACUCCUGAGACAUAAAGACGACUCGUCCAGGUCCUACAAGGAGAGGACAGACACACAGAUAGCUGAUCUGGAGCAGAAGCUGAGCCACACAGCAGAGAGGUCGAGGAGUUUGGAGCAGCAGCUGGAGGAGAAAGAGGCCCACAGAGAAAAAGUGCUGGCGGAGUGGGCGGAGGAACGGGAGCGGUUGCAGCAGCAGGUGUCCAUGCAGAGGCAGAGAGGACUGGAGAAAACCGCCAAGCUGGACGAGGAGAUCCUGGUGCUGCAGAGAGAGAGGGAGGCGGAGAUCAGCUUGCAUCGGGAAAACGUGAGGUUACUAGAGGAGCAGAAGGCUGCCCUGAUGAAGGACAGAGCUGAGCUGGAGAACAGUGUGGAGAAGCUCAAUAUAGAACUUGAGAACUCCAAAGCGGAGUUGAACAGCAGACAGACGGUCAGCGUGGAGAUCGCUAAAGCUCUGGAGGAAACCCGGAAGCAGAGAGAGGAGCUCCAGCAGCAGGUCAGCAAGAUGUCCGAGUCUGUGCUGAGGGCGGAGCAGGAGGCGUGUCAGCUUUCUGAGCAGGUGGGCGUGAAGGAGGCGGAGUUAAGCCGUCUGAGGGAAGAACUGGAGACGGUGCGGUGCAGUCUGUCGUCGCUGCAGGUGGAGUGUGAGGCUCUGCGUAGGGAGUCCGAGAAAAAAGACGAUCAGAUAGAAAGUUUGCACCAAGAGAUUCUCACACACACUCAACAAGCUGAAGCAAAUCAAGCUCAGGAGUGUGAGGCGCAGGGCGAUGUAGAAAGCGGUACCACGGCGCAGCCGCAGGACGAGGUGUGUGUGAGCGAACAGAACGGCAGCGUCACAGUGGGCGACGUGGACGAGCUGCAGAAGGAGAACAAAGAGUUGGAGCAGCAGCUCAGUGAGAAAAACAAGAUGAUUAAACAGCUGCAGCAGAGACUGACCGAGCUGAAGAGGACGCUACAGAAAGAGCUGAAGCUGAAGCCGGAUGCUGACUCUGACAGUAAGGAGAAGCUCCAGGAACUGAAGCCCAGCUCAGAGGCUCUGCUCCUGGCCGCGGCUCCUACUCCACCCCCCGGCUCCGGCUCGGGUCCAGGUCCAGGCCCGGGCUUCGCCGCAGUGACGUCCCAGACGAAGGUGACGAACAGCUCGGACCUGACUGACACACGGGAGAUCAACUUCGAGUACCUCAAACACGUCGUGCUCAAAUUUAUGUCCUCCAGAGAGGCAGAGGCGUUUCAGCUGAUCAGAGCCGUCUCAGUGCUGCUGCAUUUCACACGUGAAGAAGAAGACAUGCUCAAACAGACGCUCGAGUACAAGAUGUCGUGGUUCGGCUCCAAGCCCACCCCCAAAGGCAUCGUCCGGCCCUCCAUCUCAGGAACCACAAGCAGCUGGAUGUGAGAGCGUGAGCGAGAAACCGAGCGAGAGAGAGAGAGCGAGGUGGAAAAAAACGAACAUUUUAAAUAGCUGCGGAAGUUCACGCAGUGGAUGGAAGUUCCGCACGAUAGCCUCGGAUUGUUCCUUCUCUCUUCUGGGGUUCUUCAAAGCUUCUACUCGACCAUCUUUCCAGUCUUUGGAGUGAGUGAAGACACUACGCCGGGCUCUCGGGGGAAUUUUCCUUUGAAGAGCACCACGUGAACUUUUUUCUUUUCUUUGGCGUUUUUCGACGGGGAGGGUGGAGUUUUUCAGGGGAUGGACUUUAUAAUGAAGAGCAGCAUGCAUGGAUCCCGACAUCGAACCAUGAUGAAGCAUCUUCCCUUUACCUGCCCGGCGAACGUGUAAAUAACGACGAAGCACAUUCCGUACGUCUAUUUAUAUACCUGUACAUAGCGAAUGUUUAGAAAAUCAUCGGAUGUACAAUUUCUUUUUCUUUCUUUCUUCUCCUUCCCGCACCAACGUACGUCACGGUAACGAUCUGCGGCGUCGAGAGCAUUACCGCGAGAGGAGCGCGCAUGCCUUCUAUUAAAUAUUCAGAUGAUAUUUAUAAUAUAUAAAAAUCGGUGCUAUUUUAUUCAGCACGUCGGUGGGAUACAGUUUUAGGGAUGCAGCAAUGAAAUUUUUUUCUUCCCUGAUUGUGAUUAUUUUUACGCAUUUAUUCCUUUUCUUUUUUUUUUUUUUAAAUCUGAUCUUAUGAAACACGUCACUUCAAAGCUUCGGAAUUCAACGCUUUGCUCUGGGUUUUUUGUUUUUGUUUUUUCCAUAAAAAAAUUUAAAUGAUUUGAUCUUCAAACUUCAAGUUAUUUAUGGUUUGUUUGUUUUUGUUUUUUUAACGAAUCACUGUGAUUCUUUUUCGGAUGUUUUGAUUACAUUUGUGGUAUUUAAAAUACUCCAUAUUGAAAUCCCGUGAGUUCAGAUUUUUUUUUUUAAGUAAUCGAAACUUUACUGUCACUAAUAAUUAAUCAUAUGAAUUAUAAUAACUACUAAUUAAUAAUACAUUAUGCAAAUGUCCAACUAAACAUAUUUAAGUUUUGUUUUUGUUUUGUCUUUUCAGAAAAAAAUUUAACGUAAUUCAAUAAUUAAUAAAACGAGUCACAAGUUGCGUCUUGAGGAUUUUGUUAAAAGGCUCUGAAGACGCAGACACGUGACCUCGACAGGGGGCGGUGGUCUGUAAUGAAGCUUUGCAGUUUGUGUGAAAUCCCUCGUGUGAAACUUCAAAGAAACAUUUGAAGCACAAAUUAAAGGGGAAAAAGAUUUGAAAA
Silurus meridionalis is the source of this 4214-nucleotide messenger RNA. It is a transcript of the gene golga1, whose product is annotated as golgin A1. Bases 349 to 2916 code for a protein of 855 amino acids. The transcript has 24 exons. Gene Ontology annotation, cellular component: Golgi apparatus. The record is from RefSeq and is a predicted model, not a curated record. Lineage: Eukaryota; Metazoa; Chordata; Actinopteri; Siluriformes; Siluridae.